Fusarium falciforme is the source of this 468-nucleotide messenger RNA. RefSeq lists its product as hypothetical. The transcript is spliced from 3 exons. Lineage: Eukaryota; Fungi; Ascomycota; Sordariomycetes; Hypocreales; Nectriaceae. The record is from RefSeq and is a predicted model, not a curated record. Bases 1 to 468 code for a protein of 155 amino acids.
AUGCCUUUAUCAAAGAGACUCUUUCUGUUGAUCCUCGUCGCGCUCUUUGCCUCCAGCGUUCACGCCGCGGGCGAGUCAACGACUGCGGUUUUCUCUGGAAGUAUCACAACGGCAACUAAUACCUUUCCAGCGUCAACUGGCACGAUCGCAACAGCAACAGACAAAAAAGUUCUCUUCUCUCUCCCAUCGCCGCUGCCCAAGAAAAAAGAUCUCCCUCAGCCACCCAACGUGCCGAGGAAAAAGGACAUUGAGUACAGGUUCCUGGCCCUGAUUGCCCUUCCUGCCGUCAUCGGCCUUCUCGUGCUAGCAUGGACUCGCUUCCGACUGCCAACCUUUAGUCGUUGCCCAUGCUGGCAGUGCAGGCUGGCCAUUCCGCAUUUUUGCUGGGCGCCAGGAAACGCAACCAUUCACUGCUGUGUGCUCUGCAGAAGGUGUGAAAGCCACACGGUUAGGCGUGCUGGGAUUUAG